CAGCCGUCGCCACUCGCCGCCGCUAACCCAGCCCCGUCUCAUCGCCAUUUGAACCAGGAAUCUUACGCGGAACCGCCCCGCUUCCAUGGCGACGGCAUCCACUACGCUGCUCCUCUCCCUUGCCUUCCUCGCCUUCGCCUGGGCGGCGUCGCCGUCGCCGUCGCCGGAUGCGGAGGCGAUCUCCCGGUUCCAGGAGUACCUCCGCAUCGACACGGCGCAGCCGGCGCCAGACUACGCCGCGGCCGUGGCCUUCCUCCGGAAACAGGCCGCCGAUGCUGGACUCGAGGCGCGCACGCUUGAGCUCGUCGCCGGGAAGCCCCUGCUGCUGCUGCGGUGGCCCGGUCGGCGGCCGUCGCUCCCCUCCAUACUCCUCAACUCCCACACUGACGUGGUGCCGUCGGAGCCGAACAAGUGGGACCACCCGCCCUUUUCCGCCGCCCUCGAUGAGCCAUCCGGUCGCAUCUACGCGCGAGGCUCCCAGGACAUGAAGUGUGUGGGGAUGCAGUACCUUGAAGCCAUUCGCCGUCUCCGUUCUGCAGGAUUUGUUCCAGAUCGAAAUAUCUAUAUAACAUUUGUUCCUGACGAGGAGAUUGGUGGGCAUGGCGGUGUUGAACCAUUUGUUUCAUCCAAGGAGUUCAAAGAUAUGAACGUGGCAUUAGUCCUUGAUGAAGGGCUUGCCUCUCCAGGGGAGGAGUACCGUGUGUUCUAUGCAGAGCGUAGCCCUUGGUGGCUUACUAUAAAAGCAACAGGCGCACCAGGGCACGGUGCGAAGUUGUAUGAUGGUAGUGCAAUGGAGAAUUUGAUGAAGAGCGUGGAGGCUAUUAGGAGAUUCAGGACAUCACAGUUUGAUCUAGUGAAAUCUGGAGAGAAGGCUGAAGGAGAUGUUGUAUCGGUGAAUUUUGCGUACCUGAAGGCUGGCACACCUACACCAACGGGUUUUGUCAUGAAUCUUCAACCAUCUGAAGCAGAGGUAGGUCUUGACAUCCGGAUCCCUCCUAGUGCCCAUGUGGAAGCACUGGAGAGGCGCCUUGUUGAAGAAUGGGCACCACCUUCACGCAACCUGACCUUCGAGUUUAAACAGAAGAUGUCUGUCCUGGACAACUUUGGGAAGCCAGCCAUGACAGCAGCAGACAGCACAAACCCAUGGUGGACGUUGCUCGAAGAAGCUGUGAAGAGCGCUGACGGCAAACUCGGCAAGGCGGAGAUAUUCCCAGCCUCUACUGACGCUCGCUACUUCCGGAAAAUCGGAUUACCAGCAUUUGGCUUUUCACCUAUGGCGAACACCCCGAUACUGCUCCAUGACCAUAACGAGUUUCUGAGCAAAGACGAGUACCUCAAGGGAAUCGGGAUAUACGAGUCCAUCAUCAGGGCACUGGCCACUCAUGAAGAUGGCGGCAAAGAUGACGAAUCCAGGGCAGAGCUGUGAGCCUGUGACUGAGGAGAACCUUGAACCUUACCUCGCUUUUGCCGCAGACCAAAUGGAGCACUGGAAGUCAUGUUUCGGCAUUAUGCAGCUGCCUGUGCUUCUGCUGCGGCGUCGGAGCGAUAGAACCACAAACAUCAUCUUUGUACAUUCUCGCAAGAGGGCUUAUGCGCUUAAUAAUUGAUGAAAUUGAGAUAUGUAGUUCGUCUGCGCAGUUCAGGGCUCACCCAGUUCCUACUUGAUGCUGCUUUGGUAUUGGUUGUUGUAUCAAAACUUAUAUUCACGUCGCUUCGUGCUUCAUUGCUUUUGUGCCUUUGUUUUCAUUUCAUAUGGUAGCAUGACAGUCGAUUAUGCA
Messenger RNA from Zea mays, 1778 nucleotides. Its product is annotated as aminoacylase-1. The record is from RefSeq and is marked validated. The transcript has 5 exons. Gene Ontology annotation, cellular component: cytoplasm. Gene Ontology annotation, molecular function: aminoacylase activity. Bases 86 to 1426 code for a protein of 446 amino acids. Gene Ontology annotation, biological process: amino acid metabolic process. Lineage: Eukaryota; Viridiplantae; Streptophyta; Magnoliopsida; Poales; Poaceae.